CACUCUCUUACUAUUUCAUAUUUUUACUGCCAAAAUAUCUAUCUCCCUAUUGUCACUUUAUCUCAUAUGAUAAUUCAAGAUACUCCUUGAUGGGAAUUUUUUUACAUUCACUGAAGCCACUGAAAUUAACAAUUGAAACAAACAUGAAACGCCCUUUUAUCUAGCAUCAGGCUGCAUGCAUUUUGGUGUAUUUAAAAUACCGAAAGCAAGAUGAAACAGACAGUUGAUUAAAUUUAUUUUGAAAUAGGCAUAUGUUGUAUUUAUUGAUUUUGAAUUUCAUAACUCGGAAUAUUUCAAUUAAGGAAAAUUGUACAAAUAGCAAAGUUGACGUCUCUAAGUUAUGCUGUAAAACGUAGGGUAAUGUUAAUAAUUGAAUGAACGUUAUAUUAACCAUGGUAAGAAAAACAGCAAGUAUGUGGUAAGUUAAUGAGUUUUGAAAUUAUAAAAAGACUAAAAAUCAUAUUACUCCAAUUAACAUGCCCAAAAAUAUGCUUUUGACUCGCUCAUUAGUUUAAUUUGUAUUUUGUACAAUUUGUACUUUUACUUUUUAUUAAUAUUGCGAUUAGUAAUAGUAUAUUAGUAGUUUUUCUUGUAGUUGUACUGUUGUAGCACGUAUUCUCUCUACUAAAUUCUAGUCUUAGGGCCAAGUAAUACUAAUAGUAAUAGGCCUAACAUUUGUGUGAUGCAUGGAACAUUUCCCCUACGAUGAGUCAGCGUGCAGGACUGUGACACACCGGUCUUAGCAUGGAAGAAGGAAAAAAAAGCUGAACGUGCUGUGCUCCCAAGUAAUAGUGAUAAUGUAUACUGUUACAGUCGGCUACCUCCAGUUUCACCAAGUUUUAUACAGACAAAGAACGUGUUUCCUGUAUUAUUACUGACUGUUCCUGAGUGUGUAUACAGACUUCUUAUGAAUGCAGUUUUGGUGGCAGUAUAAUAGAAAUGCCUAAUGAAGGAUAUGGAAAAGCAAAAAGUUAAGCAGAACGAAGUCGCUGAAUUAUUGGAAUUUUCAUAUUCAUGCAUAAGAAUUUUUGGCUUUCUGUUAGAGUUAAUAUACAAGAAAUUUAUUUUGAUGAAAAGCCAAGCAGAUGAGUUGUCUGCCAUCAAGUCAUGGAAAGCUGAACAUAGAUCAGAAAAGAUUAUAAGCUGCAUGUCUAAACAGGAAGUCACCUUAACAUGUCUCUCAUGAACAAACGAUUAGACAUAACUCGGUUAUUGGAAAAAAAUAUCACUGUAGAACUUCAGGAGCAGUCCUUUGCUUUGGGUAACUCACCCAUGUCUUUGUCUCCAUGGCAACCAUCUCAUCUUGAACAGCAACUAUCAGAAAGUAUUACUAGUCCCCUGAUUGCUCUUUUACAGGGAACAGUAUUCUCUGUUGAUGAAGUGGAAAUGCUUCUUCACUUAGCAGACCUUACUGCUGUAGAAGAAAUGAACCAUGAGCUGUUUGGUGGAUCAAAUGAGUCACUUGCUGAGCCUCUGACCAUGGAUAUAAACAAUGUCACUGAUGAUAGCUACUCUGAUAGUGACCAAGAGUCAGACCUUAGUCAGUCAUCUAAUGAGGCUAAUGCUGGUAGCCGAGGAAGUAGUCCUCUUAAAGGAGCAGGAGAGUCCCUUAGUUACAGCAACCAGUCCAGUUUAGUGUUGUCUGAUGAAGGAGAUGAAAUGUAUGGUGAGGAGGCAAUGGCUGAAAGUGUUUUAUCACCUGUGGUGGAUAUAAAUGAUGUAAUUGGCCCUGAAGUCACAGUUAGUAACGAACUCAAUCUGAGAAGAAAAACUUGGAAAAUUGAAAUUGAUUCAAAUCAAGAUUCUGUAACAGAGAUGGUUGAUAGUGAAUAUAAAUAUAAUGAUCAUAGUUGGCAGAUUAUUAUAGAUUCAUGUCAGGAACAUGAACGAAAGACACUUGAUAAACUUGGUAAAGAUAGUUUGCAAACACUGAUAAUAUCAAGUCCAGAUUCUGUGAUAACUAAAACUGAUAUUGAAUACAAAAUUUCUGAAAGUAAUCUGCUGACCUUGACUGACUCGUGCAAAAAUCUCACAAAAGAUAUCAAAGUUAAUAAAAUAAAUCUAUUUGAAGAAACUCUACAGGAAUGGAUUGAUGCAACUCAAGAUUCUGUGAAAGUUGUACCAGGUGAUUGCUCAAAAUCUAGUGAAAUCUCCAGUGCUUCCUUUUCCAGCCUUAAAGUUAGUAGAAUAGAGACUUCUGAUGGUAGAAGAAAACCAAAUGAUAGUGUUGAGGGUCAACCAGACUGUUCUGAUUAUAAACCAGUAUAUUCAGAAAGUUCCUAUAAUGCUGAUCAACAUUAUAGGAAACCACCAAACAUAUUGAUAUAUACUGGAGAAAAUAGUUCCACAAAUUAUGCAAAGUUUAAUUGCAUUAAGGAAAGUUUGUUGUUCUGUCUUCAACCUGAUCACUAUGCAAUAUAUAUGUUAACACUGGAAGAAGUAACAACAGUGCCAUGGAAUGACAAUACAGUUCUUCUAAUUGUUUCCUGUGGUAAAGUUCCUGAAGUUGCCAGUCAGAUCUUGAGUGAUUUUGUAUUAAAAGGUGGAAACAUCUUAAACUUUUGCUCAGAACUUAAACUUCCCACACUAAGUAUUAAUGUUGUUAUCACUUCUGCGGAAAAGAAGAUAAUCCUACUGACUUACAAGGAUUCAAAGGUCAAGCUAAUGGAAAGGAAACUAAAAUGUGAUACAUCAGAUGAACAGGUGGUUAUUUUUCCUUUACUGUUUCAAGAACCUGUUAUUUGUGAGCUGCGAAGUCCAACAACUCCUGGAGUUAUUAUUCUAAGCCAGGUGCAUCUAGAACUUGAUGCACUGAUGCUCUCUUUGGAUGAACAUGAGUUCCAAGAAUUAAAACAGAGCAACAGAGACAGGCUGCUCAUUUUCCAGGAUCUUCUAUCUUCAUGUCUUGGCAUGUUAUGUGGAUCUAGUCAUCACCAUAGCCUAACACCUGGCUUUGUUUUAACAGUUUCAACUGCAAUGCUUCAGAGACUUCUUCUUUCCACAAAGAAGUUUCCACAAGGAAAGGUUUCUUGUAAAGAUGCUACUCUACACUUUGUUGACAGGUUGCCUGAGCAUUGGACUACAUCAGUGUUAGAUGAUGAUAUUCCUGUAGUAUAUAAUGUUCAUGGUAUGAAAGAUGGCUUAACCUUUGACCUUGAAAAGUAUAAAUCACAUCUACAAACCAAAGAAUUAGGCCAGAUUAUCCUGUAUUUUGAUACUGUUUCCACAACAAUGAAUAUACUAGAAAGGUUCACGGAUGUAGGUGGGCUAGUAGCUAUAACAAGGUGCCAAACAAAAGGAAGAGGUAGAGGUGGAAAUCAGUGGUUGAGUCCUAAUGGAUGUGCAAUGUUUACAUUACAUGUCAGCUUUUCUGUCAAGUCAUUCUUAGGUCAGAGUCUUCCAUUUCUUCAGCAUUUGACUGCUCUAGCUGUGAUACAAGCAGUUUGUCAUCGUUCUGGAUAUGAGGAUAUAAACCUCAAGAUUAAAUGGCCAAAUGACAUUUACUGUGGAAGCCAUGCCAAAAUAGGUGGAGUGCUUGUCAAUUCAUCAGUAUGUGGAAAAACAGUCAAUUGUUUCAUAGGUUGUGGAAUCAAUAUUAGUAACAGCAAUCCAACUAUGUGUGUCAAUGAUCUUAUCAAGUUUCAUAAUCAGGCUACUGGCUCAGAACUUGAACAACUGACAACUGAAGAAUUUAUAGCUCAGACUUUGACAAGACUUGAGGCUCUAAUCUCUUCUUUCCAAACCCAUGGGGCUUCUAGGAUCUUACCUCUGUAUUACUCUUACUGGUUACAUAAUGAGCAAGAAGUUUGGUUGGAGGAACUGCAGGAGAAGGCAUCUAUUCAGGGCUUGGACAAGUUUGGGUUUCUUGAAGUAAAUACUUCAUCUGGAAUUGUUUCACUUCAGUCAGAUGGCAACAGUUUUGACAUGAUGAAGAAUCUAAUCAGACAGAAGAAAUAAGGGUAUACAAUUUCAAAGGCAUAAUGACCAGUUGAAUGUACUCCAAAGCAGAUUAAUCCCACACACAAUUCUAUGUAAAGUAACUGGUUGGCUUUUUAAUAUGUCAACAUUGAAAAAAAUCUCAUUGAAUUGAAAUUAAGAUCAGAAACAAUAAGAUUUCUAGCAAUUUGCUGUGAGAAGUUUAAGUUAAACUUUAAUUUGUUUAUAAAACUAGUGUUGUUGUUUUUUUUUUUUAAUGAGCAAAUAAAGUUUCCUGGAAACUACCAAUUAAAAUUCACUGUAUUUUUAUGUUGUUUUUUGCAGGUGAGUUGACACUUAUGAAGGUUAAACUUAUCAUGACUUGAAAAUGCAUUUUGUUAUCUCACGCUUACGUAACAUGAGAACAUUACUUGAGUAGCAUUUUAGUUUACUGAUAAUACUUUAUUUUUAAGUUAUAUCAGUCCAUUGUCAUUGUACUGGAUUACAAUAACUGGCUUACCAGUUUUUGUUCCCCUUUUUAUAUAAAUAUUCAAUGUUUAUCCUAUGGUUGUGUGUAUGAAUAUUGUGCUUUUUGUAUAUCUAAAUUAUAAAAAGUUUAUGCCUAGUAAACUAAUAAAGAAUAGUUUAUGGUGCUUUUACAAAAAAAAUGUAAUAAUUGUCUUUAAAACUGUAAAAUAUUCUCUAUCUGUACUGGUUUUGGUACUUAUAUAAGAAAUAUCACUUGUUCAUUUUUAACCACUUUUUUUUUUUUACAAGAUAAACAGGUAUUGUUUUAUAGCCUCUUUUCUAGUUGAUGUUGUUUUUGUGUGAAUAGUAGGCUAUCAAACUUAUACUUGUACCACUUUUUUAACUACUGAUAUACAUUUAUAUAUUUCUUUAAAAAAUAACAUUUUGGGAAUGGUGCUUUUUUUUAUGACUGGUAGUAUUUUAUGUGUUUUUCACACUAAAGUUGCUGAUUUCCUGAACAACUAGCAUGAAAUCUUACAAUGGUGACCAGAAUCAGUUAAUGUUGCUAAAUAUUGAAUGAACUGUCUUUCUUUUGAAAAUUAAAAUAUAUUAUAAGUAAAAUGUAAUUAGGAUUUUAUAUUCAUAUAAAAAUAGUUAUAUCUUAACUAUUAAUUAUACUAUUGUUAAUAAACGCACAAAUAAAGAUUAUUAAAUAUAACUUGUGGUGACAAAGUUUAUAAUGAUAUAGAAGUGUGUAAACACAUUCUUUAAAUUGUACAUUUACAGAGUUUGAUUACGUUUCAUUAAAAUGAUUUUGGAGCCUCACCAUGUCAUUAUUAUCCAUGCCCUCACAUCUGAGCAUGCUCUAUCUGACAACCAUGCAUUUUGACAGUAUCUCUGCAGUGUAGUUUCCAUUGCAAAAGGCUCUUCAUGGAAAGACUGUAAUGUUCGAAGCAUACUAUUCCUUCCUAAAAACUUUCCAUGAUCCAUCUAGUUUAGGAGGACAAUAGUUUCCCUGGAAAUGUUUUAACAGUCUAAUUGCACAGAAAUCCAUAAGUGCUGCAACUGUGAUUUGACCAGUAUGUCUUCAUACAGAAUAGCAUGAAUAUCUUUUUCAUUCUCCAGUUGUUUGAAGUAUACAAUGGUUGAACAGGAGAUAUGACUACAAAUCUUAUCUUGGUUAUCCCAUACCCUGUUGACCUCAUUUCCAAAUGGAGAUUCUUUUUUAUUAUGUUGCAUACUAUUGCCUGGGGCAUGUGGACAGCUUUUGCCAUUGAUCUUUGUCUUUGUGGAUUCUCACCUGUUAUAAGAUGCUGCACUUUGCAUACCAUGGCUGGGAUACACUUGUUGCAGGUCUCUUUGGAAUGUUCUUGAUGCAUCAAAUUGAUCCAUGUUCUUUGUUUUCUACUACCAUUAAGAACAAGGGAGAUCUCCAUCUUGGAAAUUCUAAAUCUCUAAUCUGAGCACACAAUUAUGAGUCGAGUGUAUGAAUAUUUUGAAUUGGAAAUGGCUGUUACAUUCUCUUCCAAAAUUCAACAGUUUUGGGUGUCAUCACCCUACCUAUAAAAUUACAAAUAAUGUUAAAACGUAGUUAUUAUACAGUCUAAUAAUGGUUGGAGAUGGCUUGAAUGGGUAAUGAAGAAAAUCUUUAAUAUAAGUUUAACAUAACAGCAAAUGUACAACAUUUUGACAAGGUUUCAUCAUCAUUUGAUCGAGAUUUGCAGUUCAAAAGGGUUCUUUAAUAUAAAUAAUAUUGAUUAACAAAAACAAAGAUAUCACCAACAUACUUGAUGUUGUUGCCCCUAUGACGAUGCUGAGGUUUGUUGCAGCCAUUGAUCUUUGUCUUUGUGGAUUCUCACCUGUUAUAAGAUGCUGCACUUUGCAUACCAUGGCUGGGAUACACUUGUUGCAGGUCUCUGGAAUGUUCUUGAUGCAUCAAGUUGAUCCAUGUUCUUUGUUUUCUAAUACCAUUAAGUACAAGGGAGAUCUCCAUCUUGGAAAUUCUAAAUCUCUAAUCUGAGCACACAAUUAUCAGCCGAGUGUAUGAAUAUUUUGGAUUGAAAAUGGCUGUUACAUUCUCUUCCAAAAUUGAACAGUUUUGGGUGUCAUCACACUACCUAUAAAAUUACAAAUAAUGUUAAAACACAGUUCUUAUACAAUCUGUUCCACCACAACUUUAUAUCAGCUGUUGUUGUGAAUGACUUACUGAUUUGCAUAUUCAAAAUAAUUUUAAUAUAAUAUUUUCAACUUUCUGUCAAUUUAUCAACAGUAAUUUAUGUUUAGUCUUCAUCUCUGAAUACGGAAUUAUCUGUGUAUAGUUAAACUAUUUGCAAAUGAAAGAGCAGCAAUUCAAAGUUCUCUUCUGUAUUCAUAGUAGGCUACUGCUAUUCCACCUCUUUUCUGUAGAUUAUUGUGUUGAAUGACAAAAUCAUGAAAAUAAUAAGUUUUUACAUUAUUAGUAGUAACUAAUAAAAUCAAACCUUUUUAUUUGAGUAGUACAAAAAUACCUUAAUAACUGAUUCUUCAUAAAAAUGAAGCUAAAGUAUGGUUUAACUGAUUUGGCAAAUGCAAUUCUUUCAGUUUUACAUAUUAAGAAAGUACACUAACUACUCAAAAAUUUACAGAAUGCACCUAGUAAGGGUUUGAACCACAUAAGCCUUCAAUAACAGUAGCUACAAGAAGUGGCAUCAAUUCCACAAAAUUGCAGUAAACGUCUGGCAAUAUUUUGCACUAUUCCUGCAGAAAGUUGAGAUGUAGUGUCAUUAAAGAGUAUGGAAGAUGAGAAUAGCCCUGAUGGGGUCACAAUGAUGCUCAGUUGAGUUGAAAUCUGGAAACUGUGGUGGUCAGAGAAGAUGCGUGCAGGCGAUGUUAUGUUUCCAAAUCUGCAUAGUGUGGAUCUGAUGGAUGGUGACAUUGUCAUUUCUAAAAGAGCCUAUCAGUGUCUGAAUACAUUAACAGCCUUGUUGGGUGCAGUUGUUCAGCCAAGAUCCCUAGAUAGUUCCUGGGUCUAAUCCAUGCCAGCUGAGCAAUCCCCUGACUUUCACACCACAUCCGGUGGUCUGAACUGUUGAUAUGAUGUAUUGGAUGUUAUUCCUGGCAUAUUAUUCUCAUGAAUAUGCUAUGUUCAUGUCCAGUGCUGACCAUUUACAUGCUUUUUGUGAUUGUUGCAUGCCUGUGGUUUUCAAAAGUAUGUCCCAUUAGUCAGUGAUCCAUAUAGUAGGUGGUUCUUUUGAGGUGCUUACCAGUUGAUGUUUUCCCAUUCCAGGUAUACCUGGGAGCUUGUUUUGACAGACAUCUUUGUCCACUUUAUCACUUCCAUGAACAAUAAACCUGAAUCAUGAACUCCCGACAUUAUACCCCUUGCGAAGUAAUUGAGAUCCUUAUGCUUACCCAUGUUAUGCAAUAAAUAAUGUUUAUCUCUACAGCUAUUGUUCAUAUAUAUCUAAUCGAUCAGAUGGCACAUUAAAAGACCUGUCUAUAUGGCUGGAUAUAAUUGUAUUGUUUUUUUUUAUUAGUUUGUUAUGAUUAGGUAAAAUGUAUAGUUUAAAAAAACUAUUAUAAUAUUUUUCAAAUAUAACAGUAAUGUGAACUGUUGUAAUUUUAUAGACUUCUUUAGCUUAGUUUAGCUAGUUCGUAAUACUAAUUUAGCAAAGAACAGCUUCAAAACUUCUGAAACAUGCUUUAAAUUGCCACUUAAUGUGAUAAGUAUCACUGUUAACAUUGAACGUGUGUAUGUAUGUAUAAUUAUUAACAAAACUGUUGUAAAGUGGAAAGAAGGAAUGUAAGUGUAAUUGACAUUAAGUUUACAACUACAAAAAAAAUCAUUAUUUUGUCCAUAAGAGAUGGAUAGUGACAAAUCAGUUUAUAUAACAGAGCCUUCAGAUUAAUAAACAAGCAAGUGAAGCAUAACACUGUGAACCAUUAAAUUAGCAUUCUUGUUUAUCCAAGUAAUUUUUAACUACUUUGUUUUAAUUUACAAAACUUGACUUUUCUGGAGUUUAUAUUAAUAUUCAAAUAAUAGUACCUGUUUAAUGUAACACAAAAUAAUUGAGAUCACACAUGUCACAUUAAGGUUUAUAAUAAUUAUUUACUUUGGAAUACAACUAAUAAAGUGUAUUUAAAAUGCUAGUAAUACUCUAUUUUUACUGGGGAAAGUUAAUAUAAGAAUUAUUAUCAUCAAUCAUAUGUGAUAAAUUGUGACACGUGUUACCCAUUAACAGAUCAUGCUUUGCCAUUUUAGGCUGCAUACACAGAAGUUCAGAAACGAAAGUUUUUUCCCAAAACUAAAACAGCAGUUUAAUUUUAAGAUGAUACUAAUAUCCAGCAUUGGAGUUGAAAAAUAAGUAUUCUGUU
This is a messenger RNA of Limulus polyphemus (Atlantic horseshoe crab), 8736 nucleotides long. Its product is annotated as biotin--protein ligase-like. Bases 1174 to 3957 code for a protein of 927 amino acids. The record is from RefSeq and is a predicted model, not a curated record. Gene Ontology annotation, cellular component: cytoplasm. Gene Ontology annotation, molecular function: biotin--[biotin carboxyl-carrier protein] ligase activity. Gene Ontology annotation, biological process: protein modification process. The transcript is spliced from 14 exons. NCBI's taxonomy places the organism in Eukaryota, Metazoa, Arthropoda, Merostomata, Xiphosura, Limulidae.